Molecule: messenger RNA, 1047 nt
Organism: Fusarium sp. VM40
Lineage: Eukaryota; Fungi; Ascomycota; Sordariomycetes; Hypocreales; Nectriaceae
Source: the annotation of a GenBank genome assembly
AUGACACAAGACCAAAAGCAUGAGGCUCUACAGCCUGUUCAUCCAUUAAUGAAGGGCAAGCUUGACCCUGUUUUUGAAAAGCUCUACAACGACAACGUCGCCAACACCCCCCUCAAGCCCAUUAACCUCUCUAUCCUAAGGUCAAAAUAUUCGGUACUUUAUUCUUACGGCACAGCCCCCGCGCCAGAGGUCGCCCGUGAAUAUGAUGACCAGAUCACCACACAUGAAGGCAUCACUCUGGACGUGAGGGUCUAUGAACCUGAUACCACUGGCCCAUGGCCUGUCCAUAUCGAUUACCAUGGAGGAGGCUGGGGCCUUGGUGAUCUUAAUACCGAGAGCCACAUUUGCAAGCAUAUUUGCAAGCUCGCUGGCGUGGCUGUUAUCGACGUCGCAUAUCGACUGGUUCCGGAGAAUGCAUUUCCGUGUGGAGUGACUGACAGCUUCGCCGCUCUCAAGUACAUCCACGAGAAAGGUGCAGAGAGGUUCAACAUCGACCCAGAGAGAAUUUCUAUCGGUGGCGUCUCAGCUGGAGGUUUUAUCAGUCUUGCUUCGGGACACAUGGCGCGUGAUGCAGGGAUCCCCCUCAAGCUCAUCGCUGUGGGAACCCCGGUGAUUGAUGAUUUGAGCCAGUAUUCAUCUGCGUCGGAUUCUCCUUUCCCAUCCAUGCAAGAGAACCAACAUGCGCCUACACUCAACUGGGGGCGACUGGCAUGGUUUGACAAGCUGAAAUGGAGCUCCCUUGGAUCGACCUCUGAGCAAAUUGCAGAGAAGCGUCGGCAGCUCCCUGACAUGUUCUUCAAUCUUUUCAAGGCUAACGACUUUAACAACCUUGCAAAGACAGUCAUCUACACGGCGGGUGCAGAUCCUUUGAGAGAUGAAGGCGAGGCGUAUGGCAUGAAGCUGAUUGAGCAUGGGAAUGAAGUGACCAUGAAGAGGUUUCCGGGAGUACCCCAUCCGUUUAUGCACAUGGACAAGGAUCUCUGGCAGGCAAGAGAGUUUAUUUCACAAACAGCUGCUGCUAUUCGCGUUGCGCUCCACGAUUCAUAG